Aspergillus affinis is the source of this 1365-nucleotide messenger RNA. RefSeq lists its product as uncharacterized. The coding region runs from base 1 to 1365 and encodes 454 amino acids. The transcript has 3 exons. Lineage: Eukaryota; Fungi; Ascomycota; Eurotiomycetes; Eurotiales; Aspergillaceae. The record is from RefSeq and is a predicted model, not a curated record.
AUGAAAGACAAAGAGGAAACAAGUUUACUUAAUGACUUAGCCCGUACUGCUGGUGAUUACAUGCGAUACAAGGACAUCAAUCCGAAAGAGUUCCUAGAACCUACACUGGUUGACGAAGGACAUCUGAAUCUUACUACGGUUACCAUUACACCAUAUUCCAUGGUAUAUAGCCCACAAUCCGCAGUGGCUUACUUCUUUUUCAAAGAAGGUGAAGGUGGGAAGACGGAUGGUGCCCGUGCACUAUGUGCACUACUACACCAAAUCUUUACCAUUUCAUCCACCUCAAGCGCAAUCCGACAUGCCCUUCCAGCCCACAAAGCAAAUGGUGAAACUUUAACCAUGAAGCCUUCCGAGCUAUGGCAAAUCCUAGUAGAUUGCGCAACAGCUUCAGAGGGCAGCGAGAUCAUCUGCGUCCUGGAUGCUCUGGAUGAAUGUGAAAAGAGUAGCAGAACUUGGAUUCCAAAAACCCUGGGGAAGUUUUAUUCCAACGAAGAGAAGCGGUCAACGUCAAAGCUCAAGUUCCUUAUCACAAGUCGUCCCUAUCAAGAUGUGGAAGGCUCAUUCGAGGGUUUCCCAAAGAACGCAGCAUACAUGCGCCUUGACGGCGAUGAAAAAUCAGACCAGAUCCGUGAGGAAAUAGAUCUCGUCAUCGACGCCGAAGUCGAAAUCCUGACCAGAAAGUUCAAUGAUCAAUCCAGUGCUGCUGAGAAGAUUAAGACGCGACUCAAAAGCAUGGAACAUCGCACCUACCCUUGGCAAUACCUAACACUCGGUUAUAUUGAGGAACAACCUGCUAUGUAUUCCAAAAUAUCAUCUGUGGAAAAGCUACUUCGAAAUGCCGAUGAGCCAGCAAAGAAAUUCCUUCUUCACCUUGUGCUCGCUGCUGAACGACCUCUUACUUUACUUGAAGCAAAUAUUGCGUUGACUCUCGCUCUUCAAGAGCAAAAAGUGGGAUCACAUGCAGACGUCAUGGAUGGAAUCUGGUCACUUUCCGCUUUCGAGGCUGUCGUCAAGGAACCUUGCGGCCUCUUCAUCAGCAUACACGACUCAAAGCUCUCAUUUAUUCAUCCGACAGCAAGGGAAUUUCUUCUAACCAAGAGAGGAGAUAUGGGCUGGGGAGGCAGCUUCAACCUCCAGCAGUCUCACAGAGUGAUGUUACAAGUGUGUCUCGAUUACUUGUUUAUCCCUGACAUCGACGGACCUGGAUACACUUUGACUACCAUUCUCAGUGACGACAAGCCAGAUGCAUUUCUUGACUACUCAGCUAAAUAUUGGCCUUUGCAUAUGGUCAAGCAUGGACUUGACCUCUCCGAUAACAAUCUGAAUCGCGUGCGCAUGCACUGUGAGCAUGCAUCCGUUCGUUGA